AUGGCAGAUUCUGCGCCUGGUGCUCUCGCGCGAGGCACCCGAUUCGUUAGGAACGUUUUGACCGGCCAACAUGCGCUCUCCAAACUCAUCCCCGUCGCGCUCUGGCUCGCCGACGCGGUGGGCACUAGUCUGAUCAUCUGGAAAGUCCCAUACACCGAGAUCGACUGGGUGGCAUACAUGCAACAGGUUUCACAAUUCAUCUCCGGCGAACGAGACUACACCAAGAUCGAGGGCGGCACGGGUCCCCUCGUGUACCCGGCUGCCCAUGUCUACACUUUCACAGGACUCUAUCAUAUCACGAAUGAGGGCGAGAAUAUCUUCCUCGCACAACAAAUCUUCGGUGUCCUGUAUAUGGCGACAUUGGCAGUGGUCAUGCUUUGCUAUUGGAAAGCCAAGGUACCUCCGUACAUGUUCGUCUUUCUGAUCGCCUCGAAACGAUUGCACAGCCUUUUUGUCCUGCGAUGUUUCAAUGACUGUUUCGCCGUCUUCUUCCUAUGGCUCAGCAUCUACUUUUUCCAGCGUCGAAAUUGGACUUUUGGAAGUCUGGCAUAUACCUGGGGUCUAGGAAUCAAGAUGUCGCUAUUGUUGGUCCUUCCUGCUAUUGGCGUUAUUCUUUUGCUAGGAAGAGGUUUCUGGCCCGGUCUACGUCUCGCAUGGCUUAUGGCACAGGUUCAGUUUGCGAUUGGAAUUCCUUUCAUCAUGAAGAACUCUCGUGGUUAUGCGGCUCGAGCUUUUGAGCUGUCGCGCGAGUUCAAGUUCGAAUGGACGGUCAACUGGCGCAUGUUGGGCGAGGAUGUCUUCCUCAGCAAGCCUUUUGCUAUAUUCCUUCUCGCUUGCCAUGUCACAGCACUUCUGGUUUUCAUUUCCCAGAGAUGGCUGCAACCAACUGGACGGCCUCUUUCUGCCAUGAUACCUUCCUUCUUGCAGCUCAAGUCUCCGUUCACUCUGCAGGAGCAGCUUCGAAUCUCCCACUAUGUCACCCCCGAGUAUGUCAUGACAACGAUGCUCUCUGCCAACGUCAUUGGCCUCCUAUUUGCGAGAUCGCUCCAUUACCAAUUCUAUGCCUAUCUCGCGUGGGCAUCACCCUACCUCAUCUGGCGAGCCACAGAAGAUCCCUUCAUUGUGCUGCUUAUCUGGGCUGCGCAGGAGUGGGCCUGGAACGUCUUCCCAAGCACCGACCUCAGCUCUCGCGUCACUGUGGGUGCGAUGCUUGCGACGGUUGUGUUGGCGUAUCGCGGGACAGCCAGGCUUGCUGUUCCCCCUUCUCAGGCUAGGAAAAUCGAAGCCAAGAAAAAAUAG
Fusarium pseudograminearum CS3096 is the source of this 1299-nucleotide messenger RNA. RefSeq lists its product as uncharacterized. Lineage: Eukaryota; Fungi; Ascomycota; Sordariomycetes; Hypocreales; Nectriaceae. Gene Ontology annotation, molecular function: dol-P-Man:Man(5)GlcNAc(2)-PP-Dol alpha-1,3-mannosyltransferase activity. The transcript has 3 exons. The record is from RefSeq and is a predicted model, not a curated record. The coding region runs from base 1 to 1299 and encodes 432 amino acids. Gene Ontology annotation, cellular component: endoplasmic reticulum.